UCGCUCGCUCGCUCUCGGCUCCUAAUCUCCGACGCUCCGUCGCCGCGUCCGUCUUCGCACCUUCAUAAACCCCGCCAUUCGCUUUCUCCGCUCGUUUAAAAACCCGACCUCUCUCGCUUUACCCUCUCUCUCUCGAUCGAUCGAUCGAUCGAUCCAGCAGCAGCAGCAGCAGCACCGCCCCCGGGGAAACCCUAAGCCAUGCACCCCCACUCCUGCUACGCCCUCGAUCCCCUCUCCACGUCCCGGGACCUCGCCGCCGCCGUCCUCUCCUCCUCCUCCUCCUCCCCGCCCCAGAUCCUCUCCGCCUGCGCCGCCGCCGCCGCCUUCCUCCGCUCCCACUCCCCCGACCAGUCCCGCCACUUCUUCUCCCUCGCCUUCCCUUCCCUCAUCGCCAAGCUCUUCGGCUUCGGCGCCGACGACCUCCCUCCCUCCUCCGCCUCCGCCCCCUCCCAAUCGCCCCCCAGGCACGGCUGGAUCGACGCCGCCCUCGCCGCCGGCGACCCCGAGCUCGCCUCCCGGGUCUUCGCCCUCUUCGCCCCCGGCGGCGCCCUCGCGAGCUCGAUCCUCGCCGUCGAUCGGCUCGGGCUCGUCAAGUUCGUGUUCCCGAACGAGCGGUUGCCGGAGUGGGCCCGGUUCGUGCUCGCCAACGCCAAGGACGGACGCGUGGUCGGUGAGCUGUGCUCUCUGUUCAGAGGUAGAGUGGAGGAGGACUCGGUUAAGGGAUCUUCGUGCCAAGUGCAACUGAAUGUGUUCGAGUAUUUCGUGUUCUGGUUCGCGUAUUAUCCCGUUUGUCGGGGGAACUGUGAGAAUUCCGACCGUGUUUCUAUAAAGAAGAGUAGGAUGUUUAGGUUGGAGAACUGGACUAGUCCCAUUCGCGGAUUUUCAGGCGUGAAGCGCGGCAAUGAGCGGAACAACGAGUGUAAUCUAUAUUUGUGGUUGCUAUAUGCGUAUUUGCGUGCUUUUGUGCCUGUCACUGAUGCAGACGCACAUCAACCGUACCGUAGCUCGAUUUUGCAUUAUCCAACGGAGUAUGAUGGAUCAGUGUUGGAGCAAGCUGAGUUCUUUGUCGACACGUUGAUACACUAUUGGCUGGUUGAUAACGAUUUCUCACCUGUAUCUGCAAAUGUAUGCAAGUCGUUUGGUGUGUCGUUUCCAUUUAGUUCGGUUUUGGGAGAAACUCCGCCUACUCCAGGACUGGGUGAAGUGGUGAAGAUAUUUGUGAGGUAUUUGAAUUUGAGUGCUGUUAAGGGUACGGAAGGGAUUGAUAAUGUGGAGAAUAGUGGAGGUCCAAGUUGGAAAGUGUCGAGGUCCUCAGAUGCCAUGAAGUUGAGGGAUAGUGUAAACGGGUCUCAUUUGCUUUCAUGUGGAUCUUGGAAUUGGAAUUUGCGAAUUCAGAGGCCUCUGUAUCGGUACAUAUUGAGGACAUUUUUGUUCUGUCCGGUGGAAGCCUCCAUCAAGAAUGCUUCACAAGUGUUCUCUGUUUGGGUUAGCUAUAUGGAACCUUGGUUCAUCAGCUCAAGCGAUUUCGCUGAGCUUGAUGCAAUUGUUGGUGGAUCUGCAAAGAAUGAGAAAAUGGAGGAAUCACUCACUCAAGAGGAUAGAUAUUCAUCUCGUUGGCGAGGUUAUGUUUUGUCCAACUAUCUCUACUAUAGCUCGUUGGUUAUGCACUUUGUUGGCUUUGCUCAUAAAUUUCUUCACACUGAUCCGGAAGUGAUUGUACAGAUGGUACUGAAGGUUCUGUGUAUACUGACAUCAUCUGAGGAGUUGCUCAAUCUGAUAAAGAAUGUCGAUACUCUAUUUCAUACGAAAGAAGCUGGUUUUGGCAAAUCAACAUUAACUGACUUGUAUGGAUUCAUUCCAUCAAUCCGAGAACAGCUACAGGAUUGGGAGGAUGGCUUAUGCGAGAAUGAUGCCGAUGGAUCCUUCUUGCAUGAGAACUGGAACAAAGACCUACGGCUCUUCAGUGACGGUGAAGAUGGUGGACAACAGCUACUCCAGCUGUUUAUACUCCGAGCCGAAGCCGAGCUGCAGACCCUUUCUGGCGAUAACCUCGCACAAAACCUUCAACACGUAGAUUCUUUGAAAGCCCAGCUUAGCCAGUUGUUUGGUGGUAACUUCUUUAAGCCUGUGUCAGUGACAACCGAAGUGCAAGAGCAGCGAUCUCGGGAUGGAAUAUUCAAGCCUAGAAGAGUGGUCCACAAUUCAUUUGCUGAUAUCAGGUACAAAGGUGACUGGAUGAAACGUCCCGUGUCGGAUGAUGAAAUUGCUUGGCUCGCAAAUUUGCUUGUCAGGUUGUCGGGCUGGCUUAACAAAGCUCUUCGGCUAAACUAUGUCGAAAGUGGUGAUGCUGGUUCUAAAUGGUCGUAUGUUGAGGUGUCAGGCGACAUUGCAGAUGUUUGCGGACCUGUGAAUACGAUGAAAGUACUAUUGUGUGCAGCCGGCUCUUGGCUUCUGAUGAUGGGUGGGGAAGUGGCGGGGUUGAUGAGAAAGCAUGGCCUGAGGGUGAAUCUGAGAAUAUUAGCGUCGAAGAAGAUUGUGAUGGCCUUCCUCGUCUGCAGUUUGUUCGUUCUGUUGAAGAAAGCUGUCGGGAUAUAGCAAAAUCUAUGAUAAAUAUACACAUUGCUUAUGGAAAAGGAGAGAGGGGAAGCACGAAAGAUGUAGAUAUAGAUAGCAACCCAGAGUUUUGUUUCUCUUUCCUUGAUAUGGUUUUCACGUGUUUGGAGUGACGCUGCCUUUUGUUACCCUCUUGUAAUUAAGUGAGAAAUGCGCAGCGUGAGAUUACUCACCUUCCCGGCUCAUCGAACGUCUUUUCUACUUUUACUGUUUUUACCAAAUGAGAUCUUUGCAAUUA
Molecule: messenger RNA, 2851 nt
Organism: Eucalyptus grandis
Lineage: Eukaryota; Viridiplantae; Streptophyta; Magnoliopsida; Myrtales; Myrtaceae
Exons: 4
Coding region: 199-2595 (798 amino acids)
Source: RefSeq, a predicted model, not a curated record